Linderina pennispora is the source of this 462-nucleotide messenger RNA. Its product is annotated as lactoylglutathione lyase. Gene Ontology annotation, molecular function: metal ion binding; lactoylglutathione lyase activity. The record is from RefSeq and is a predicted model, not a curated record. NCBI's taxonomy places the organism in Eukaryota, Fungi, Kickxellomycota, Kickxellomycetes, Kickxellales, Kickxellaceae. The transcript has a single exon. Bases 1 to 462 code for a protein of 153 amino acids.
AUGACGACCGACGUUUCCAAGUACCGCUUCAACCACACGAUGUACCGCAUCAAGGACCCGAAGGCGUCCCUGAAGUUCUACUCGGAGGCCCUGGGCAUGAAGGUGCUCGAUCAGCACCACAACGACGACGCAAAGUUCUCGCUCUACUUUGUCGGCUACGAAGACCCGGCGUCCGAGGGUCUGGUGCGUCUGGGCCGCCAGGGCAUCCUGGAGCUCACGCACAACCAUGGCACCGAGAACGACGCGGCGUUCUCGUACAACACCGGAAACGGCGAUGUCGGUGGAUACGGCCAUAUCGCAAUCACGGUCGAUGAUCUGCAUGCCGCAUGCGACCGCCUGGACAAGCUGGGCGUCAAGUUCAUCAAGCGCCCCGAGGACGGCCGCAUGAAGCACAUCGCUUUUGUCGCCGACCCCGAUGGCUACCGCGUUGAGAUCCUCGAGAACCCCCAGCUCAAGGCGUAA